This is a messenger RNA of Arabis nemorensis, 2025 nucleotides long. NCBI's taxonomy places the organism in Eukaryota, Viridiplantae, Streptophyta, Magnoliopsida, Brassicales, Brassicaceae. The record is from the annotation of a GenBank genome assembly.
AUGGUGAGCAAAUGGAGGAAGAUGAAGCUAGCUCUGAGUUUGAAUCUCUGUAAUUACCUCCCAAGAACCCUCGAGGAACCUACUUUGAAUUCUUCAGAGAGAUUAUCAGAUGCUGCUUUGCUCUCUCCUUUAAACUGGCCGAUGACUCCAACAACUACUUCUUCUCGAAGUAGAAACUUGUCCAGAAAUAGCAGCAAAUCGUCAAAGCAGACUUGCUCUAUAUGCUUGACUAAGAUGAAAGAAGGUUUUGGACAUGCGAUUUUCACAGCUGAGUGCUCACACGCGUUUCAUUUUCAUUGCAUUGCUUCGAAUGUGAAACACGGUAACCAAGUUUGCCCUGUGUGCCGAGCAAAAUGGAAGGAAAUACCUAUACAGAAGCCGAGUUUGGAUCUUCCUUAUUCUCCUUUGGUUCGGUCCAAUAACGAUGAAGCCAUCAGCCUCGUUCGCCGCUUACCUCCUUCUCAUCGAGCUAUAAACCAAGGGCAUCCUGAGCCAGCUAUUUUCGAUGAUGAUGAACGGUUAGAGAAGCAGAUUGUUUUUACCGGUGAAACUAAUGCUUUGGAGAAGGAGAACCAUAAUUCUGUGGGAAUGAUGGACAUGAAAAUGUAUCCAGAGGUCUCAGCUGUAUCACAAUCCAAGUCCUGUGAGAAUUUUGAUGUAUUAGUGCAUCUCAAAGCGGUUACUGGUAAUCACAUUUCUCAAUAUCACCGAGCGCCAGUUGAUUUAGUUACAGUCCUAGACAUCAGUGGUAGUAUGGGAGGAACUAAGCUCGCACUUCUGAAACGAGCAAUGGGUUUUGUUAUUCAAAAUCUUGGAUCCAGUGAUAGGCUCUCAGUCAUUGCAUUCUCUUCAACAGCUCGUCGUCUCUUCCCUUUAACCCGAAUGUCUGGUUCUGGAAGACAGCUAGCACUUCAAGCUGUUAACUCAUUGGUUGCAAAUGGUGGGACCAAUAUCGUCGAUGGUCUUAGAAAAGGUGCUAAGGUUAUGGAAGAUAGAAGAGAGAGUAAUUCUGUUGCCAGCAUUAUCCUUUUGUCUGACGGGCGAGAUACUUAUACCGUGAACCAUCCUGAUGAUCCAAGUUGCAGGGUGAUGAUCCCUCAGAUCCCUGUUCACUCUUUUGGUUUUGGAUCAGAUCAUGAUGCUUCAGUGAUGCACUCAGUCUCUGAAUUCUCUAGUGGGACCUUUUCUUUCAUUGAAAGUGAGUCUGUGAUUCAAGAUGCUCUUGCUCAGUGCAUUGGUGGACUUUUAAGCGUUGCAGUACAGGAGCUUCGAGUAGAUAUUGAAGGCGUGUGCCCAAAUGUUCGACUUGGCUCGAUAAAAGCAGGGAGUUACUCUAGCCUUGUAACUGGUGAUGGCCACUCAGGAUUUGUUGAUCUUGGUGAUCUUUAUGCUGAUGAAGAGAGGGAUUUCUUGGUUUCUAUCAAUAUCCCUGUCGAGGAAGAUGGACAUACACCGUUGCUAAAGCUGAGAUGUGUCUACAUAGAUCCUUUGACAAAGCAAAUUACAACGCUUGAAAGUCGAGUGCUUCAGAUUCGAAGACCAGAAAAUGUUUGUGAAGAAGAAGUUGUUCCCAUUGAAGUGGACAGGCAAAGAAACAGAUUCCUAGCUGCAGAGGCAAUGGCACAAGCAAGAACUUUAGCAGAGCAUGGAGAGUUAGAGGGAGCCGUUACAGCGAUUGAGAAUUUUAGAUUGGUUUUGGCACAGACGGUUGCAGCAAAAUCCUGUGAUAGGUUUUGUGUUGCUUUGGACUUGGAGCUGAAGGAAAUGCAAGAUAGAAUGAGGAGUAGUAACGUGUACGAGGCAUCGGGAAGAGCUUAUAUUCUUUCUGGACUUAGCUCACACUCAUGGCAAAGAGCAACCUCAAGGAGGAAUUCAAGGGACGGUUCGAGCUUUUACCAGGUUUAUCAGACUCCAUCAAUGGCUGAGAUGCUGCGUCGGUCACAGUCCAUGUUUCUUGUUAGUCCAUCUCAUCAUAGACUAAUCCAGCCCUUGCUCUCAUUUGCUUCACAACCAAAGCCAAUGUAA